AUCGCGUCGGCAGGCCUCGAGUGUCUAAAGUUUUAGAAAAAAUAACCUUUCCUAAAGAAGCCGAAUAUAUUCAAGUUGUGUUUAAGUUCAGAGUUAGCGCUCGCGUAGUAGUAGCAAUCCUUUAAUCCGCGUCAUAGUGCUGUAAAGUGUUUUCCCCCUUUAAUAACUUAAUUGCCGUUUUUUGCCCGCAAAAGAUUUGCACGUACGCACGACGCGCGUGCUAGUUUCGUUUAUUUAACUGGUGCAUUUCCCUUUCAUCCUUUUCGGCACGUUAAUCGCGGUAUCAGUGUGCUAUCGAUUUUAAACUGUUACAAAUUAUUAUAUUCAAAAGUUAGAAGAAAAAUUGGCAAGAACCACACCUGUUCGUUGCCAUCUUGUCGAUAGGAGAGCAGAGUUCGUUGAACCUAGUCUUCGCGUAAGCACAGCAACUCGACCACUCGUGUACAACAGUACUAGCGUUGGUAAACGCAACACACAGGUGGAUAUUUAGGCGCAUUUCUCUGCAAAUCAAGUUGCAUUGGAAGGAGAGAACCGAGUGUAAUUACGGGUAUGAUGAAAUUCGUCAAUUCGGACACAACGACAAUGUCGUUGCGCCACGGUGAACAAUAUGAAAAUUGUUCGGAGCUGCGUAUCGAAUCAGAUAUGACAUCGCUCGAAGAGUUGGAUCCGGCUAUACUUAGCUGCGGUUUGCCGGCCAUCGUACUGAACGAAGAGGAUUUAACCACGACGAACGCAUCGUCGACGGCGACACCAAAGCCGCAUCCGUCGUCCUUGAUGGCUUCCUGUUCCUUCAACGUCGCUGCCGCCGCGAACGUGAUCCGCUACACGGUCGCCCAUUUGCUGGCCCUCAGAAAGAGCCCGUUCUCUCAUCGACGCCCGGGGGCAAUCGACGAUCCGCGCACGGCACAGUAUCCGAUCUGGAGCCGCACCGGUUUCACCCAGGACCGGGUACGCCGGGUGAGCGGUAGCGAUGAGGAACUCGGCCUGGGUGGUGGCGGUGGUGCGUACGGUCGCAAACCGAACGAUCGUCAACGCGACAAUGGCUUCAAUCCGCCAAGAUUUCGACGUAAUCAUGAGUUUAGCAACCGGAACCAUCACGUGAUCGUGAAGAGCUACAACGCAAGCGACCCGUGCGUACAUAAUGGUGCGAUGCGCCUUCAGGAUACGAUCAUCGAAGAGGAACCGGAGUGGGUAGUCGCUGGUCCAACUUCCCGCCUGGAUACGAUCGAAUUGCGCGGUUUCGAUGAGGACGUAAGCCGUACGGUGGCGGAAUCGUUGAAGACAUCACCGGCGUGCGGGAAACAGCGUGGCGUCUUCUUCGACGAGCUGCUACACUAUGAACACGUGCAUCCGAAGCAUGGUGGUGGCAACCGGCAUGACAUUUCGGGUGGUGCUGGCGAUGGCGAGAGUGUGUCCACCUCAAACAAUGGUUCUCCACCACCGGCUCGCAGCACUCCGACGAAGGACAUGAACAAUAACAGCGGGCAUGGAAGGAAGCUAUCCGGGAACGCGGUGGGAUGUUCCGGCUCUUCCGGUGGUGGAGUGAACGUUUCCAACUUUGAGGAACUCAUGAAGUUUGAUUCGAUUCUGGGCGAUUCGGGAGAUUCGACUAGUUCCCGGAUGAACAAGUACUACCAUCGAGGUGGACUUCCUUCCGGGCCGAACUCUACUGGAGGAGGACAUCAUUACCAGCAUCAUUACUCCCAGCAGCAUCAGCAGCAACAUCACGUCCGUUUUGCACUCGAUCGGAACACCCAUCACUACAGCAAUUCGUCGCAGCCACAUCAGCACCGGCAGGCCGGUUCGGGACGUUUGUCCAUGUCAUCACUUCAGCAUCCUCCUGCCGGUGUUGAAUCGUUCUUCCCCGGAGGUUCCACCGGUUCGACUGCCACUUCCACAACACCGUCCGCCGGUGACGCUAAGUCAUUCCAGCGGCUGUUGGAAAUGUUGGCCGCCCAGAACCAACGCAAUUAUCAACAGCACCAGCAACAGUACUUGCUGCAGCUUCUCCAAAACUGCCAAGAGACGGAAACGCUCCGUCAAAUGUUGCUGAAGAAAUGUUCGCUCGAGAAUGCAACUGCGGCCGCUUCGUCUAACUUUGCCGGUGGGCAGCAAAGUCAACGCAUCCCAACGCAGGCCGAACUGCAGCAACACACGCAAUCGAUCAUGAAGCAGGCAUUGUUGCGUAAGAAAAUCGCUGAACAGAGCCGGUACUUGUUGGAGCAGCAGCAGCAGCAGAGCGGUCAGGAACCGAAACCGGCUGUACAGCAGCUUAUUCAGUCGAUCUGUCCCAACGUACAGCGCAGUUUGUCCGCGUUGGCAGGUAAUGGACAGCAGCACGGUGGUGUGGAUGGUAGAAAUGAACCGGGCUCGGUUGGAGGUGCUUCCCUGUUUGCUGGAGGCAAUCGUGGCCAAAUGAGACCUUCAAACAGACGCUACUAACACACACUGAGCGUUCACGGAUAUGUAUAGCAGUUUGCUUGUAUUGGCCUCUAAUCGCUUGCAAGAUAAUGGACCCAAUCGAAAGAUUUUGCAUUUGAUUUUAUACUACUUUCAUGCUUCAUUUUGGAAUUAUUAUUUACUAAUUCCACACCACCCCCCACCCCAUACUCGCACUCUUCUGACCGCAGAUGUUGUGUGAUUUAAUUAUCAAUUGUUGAAUUUCUCCUUUAAUUUUAUAAAGUACUACUCCUCACACUCUACACAGCCUGUCUCUUUGUGUUAUGUGUAUUUUUGGUAAAAGGAAAUUUGGCAAAAAUAUGUUAGAUGUUUAAAACAAUUUGUUGUACACAGCGAAAGCAAGGAACCUUAGUUCACAAAGCGUUUGGUGCCUGGGUAGCAUCAUAACGAUCAGGAGAAUAGUUUUUGCAAAUCGACACUGCAGCCCUUUGUUUCAUUAGUGCCGGAAAUAGUUGGAAACAGUUGAUCUUCUGCUGCUCGUUGAAAAGUUUAAUGUUUUGUGUUAAUAGAGCCGAUAGAAAGUGCUCUGCGAUUAUGUUCCCGGUAUAAUGUUUGGGUACACGAGACGCCAACAAGGGACGAUUUUCCGUGCAAAUUCCACGGUGUAAUAUUUUAAUAUAUUAAUUUUCACCUUUAUGUACCACAAAAGCAAUGUUUGAACCAGGAGAAAUCAAGUUUCGUAUACGUAUACGAUCGGUUAGGCAAUCUCGUUAUACUGUAAUUUGUUAACAUAACUCACGUCUAUUCCUUUAUCACGGAUAGUGUCAGUACGAAACGGAAACUGACAUCUAGGAAAUGGAACAUGUUUUACGUCCCAACUUUCUUCUGACAGGUUGUUUAUUUACUCUACUAACAAAACUCUCAGUAAAUGUAUAACAAUUUGUCAUGUUUGAUCGAUGCAAAAACAGCGAGAAGCGCAGGAGUUUGUAACGUUUAUAUUCCUUUGAUCACUUCGACAAUGUUAGGCAAAACUUGUAACAGUGUUGAGUAUUGACGAUCACUGCAAACAGGAUUGGAAGUGUUGGGUUGGAGCAUCAUAUUUUGAAAAAAUCGAAAGUGUUUGUGAGUGGUUUUGGUUCGUUUAGGCACAGGUGGAUGGAUUUAAUUUUUUUUUCUUUCAAUUUCUAAUAAAAAUGAUUAUUUGUGCGCGUUUA
Messenger RNA from Anopheles moucheti, 3614 nucleotides. It is a transcript of the gene cup, whose product is annotated as protein cup. Gene Ontology annotation, biological process: negative regulation of translation. The coding region runs from base 550 to 2442 and encodes 630 amino acids. The record is from RefSeq and is a predicted model, not a curated record. The transcript has 3 exons. NCBI's taxonomy places the organism in Eukaryota, Metazoa, Arthropoda, Insecta, Diptera, Culicidae. Gene Ontology annotation, molecular function: mRNA binding. Gene Ontology annotation, cellular component: cytoplasm; nucleus.